AUGUCUGUAGUUCCCGACAAGAUACUCAGUCUGCCAAAGCAGCCAUUUCGGGACCCAGCAGGUAUUAUCCUGCAUUUACUUUGCGAUGCGGAAGAAACCAAGAAUGCCAACACAGUUGUCAUGUGGCACCAGUCGUCAGCUGCUACGGAUAGCUACCGGCCGAGUCGACAGAGUCAGAAGAGGCAUGGAUUCUCACUCCACUGCAGCAAGCCUACAAAAUCACCAAACCGGAUUUGGAAGGAAACUCGCAGCGAUGGAAAGAAUGAUGUCAACAUGACGAUCCAUACUUGGACAAAUAUGACCGAGAACCGUGAGGUUUAUGCUUUAGAGUCCAUACACUGUGAGCAACGUCCAUUCUUCCAAAGCCCCAAGGCCAAGGAUGUCAUGACCGUCAGCGGCACCAUGGCCGGUAGACAUCUCUUAUCUGUCGUGCUGGAAUCGUUCUCCGUACUGCUCACUUGCUGA
Molecule: messenger RNA, 465 nt
Organism: Aspergillus nidulans FGSC A4
Lineage: Eukaryota; Fungi; Ascomycota; Eurotiomycetes; Eurotiales; Aspergillaceae
Exons: 3
Coding region: 1-465 (154 amino acids)
Source: RefSeq, a predicted model, not a curated record